This is a messenger RNA of Rattus norvegicus (Norway rat), 2253 nucleotides long. RefSeq names its product scaffolding CK1 anchoring protein D (gene Sack1d). Gene Ontology annotation, molecular function: kinesin binding; protein kinase binding; microtubule binding. The transcript is spliced from 4 exons. The record is from RefSeq and is marked provisional. Gene Ontology annotation, biological process: cell population proliferation; cell migration; protein localization to mitotic spindle. Bases 25 to 1782 code for a protein of 585 amino acids. Lineage: Eukaryota; Metazoa; Chordata; Mammalia; Rodentia; Muridae. Gene Ontology annotation, cellular component: mitotic spindle; cytoplasm; microtubule cytoskeleton.
AGUGGAUCGGUUCUGGGCACCGCCAUGGCUGCUCGCUGCGAGUUGUUAGACGACCUUCCCGCGGCCUGCCUGUCUCCGUGCGGUCCGCCCAACCCCACGGAGCUGUUCAGCGAGGCGCGGCGCCUGGCUCUCGAGCAGCUGCUGGCCGGCGGCCCCAACGCCUGGGAUGCCUUCUUACGGCGCGAGCGGCUGGGCCGCUUCCUCAACACCGACGAGGUGCGUGAGGUUCUGGGCGCCGCCGAGCGGCCGGGCGAGGACGGCGCGGUGGUGACCGAGGAAUCGUUCGGAUCCUCUCACGACUGCUCGUCGGGCACCUACUUUCCGGAGCAGUCGGACCUGGAACCUCCGGCGUUGGAGCUCGGCUGGCCCUCCUUCUACCGGGGUGCCUACCGCGGUGCCACGCGUGUCGAGGCUCAUUUCCAGCCCCGCGGCGCGGGCGCAGGCGGCCCGUACGGCUGCAAGGAUGCACUACGCCAGCAGCUGCGCUCCGCCCGAGAGGUGAUUGCUGUGGUAAUGGACGUUUUCUCAGACAUCGACAUCUUCCGAGACCUGCAGGAGAUCUGUAGGAAACGGGGGGUGGCUGUGUACAUCCUUCUGGACCAGGCUCUGCUCUCCCACUUUUUGGACAUGUGCAUGGAUCUGAAAGUUCAUCCUGAGCAGGAAAAGCUGAUGACGGUGCGGACCAUUACAGGAAAUAUCUACUAUGCAAGGUCAGGAACAAAGGUUGUUGGGAAGGUUCAUGAGAAGUUCACACUGAUUGACGGAAUUCGGGUGGCAACGGGCUCUUACAGUUUUACCUGGACCGACGGCAAGUUAAACAGCAGUAACUUGGUAAUUCUGUCUGGCCAAGUGGUUGAACACUUUGAUCUGGAGUUCCGGAUCCUGUACGCCCAGUCAGAGCCCAUCAGCUCCAAACUCCUGUCCAACUUCCAGAUCAGUGGCAAGUUUGACCAUCUGGCUGACCAAAAGCCACAGUCGAAGGAGCCCACACUGGGCAAUCUGCUGCGUAUCAGGCUGGCCAGACUCUCAAGUACUCCCAAGAAGACCGGCCUGGACCCAGAGGUGCCGCCAAAGGACAGAGACAAAACCAAGCGCCACGAUUCUGAGACUUCCACCAUCAGUGAUGAAGACUAUUUCUGCAGCCACAAGGACCAGCUAGAGGAGAGCAAGGUGGUUGAUGCUGCUACCCAAACAGAGCCAGGAGAAGAGAUGGCUGCAGUAAGCCUGAGCGAGGUGGGAACUCAGACUAGUUCCAGCAUGAUGUGUGCUGGGACCCAAACCACAGUUGUCACCAGGGCAGCGAGCUCCCAGGCCACAGUGUGGUCCAAGUCCACCACCACGCAGACUGAAGCUGACGAGAGCUUCCUUCCUCAGGGUGCCCAGUCUAAAGAAGAGUCACCGGCAUCCAAGAUGUCGGUGUCAAGGUCUUCCAGUUUGAGGUCAUCCUCCUCUGUGUCUUCCCAGGGCUCACUGGCAAGCUCGGUCAGCUCCCAUGUUUCCCUGUCAGGCACUGAUCUGCACACUCCCGGAUACCCCAAGUACCUGGGUCUGGGCACGCCCCAUCUGGAUCUGUGCCUGAGGGACUCCUUCAGAAACUUGAGUAAAGAGCGGCAGGUCCACUUCACUGGCAUCAGGUCCCGGCUCACCCAGAUGCUCACCGUGCUCUCAAGGAGAACGCUCUUCACAGAGCACUACCUCAGCUACAGUCCUGGGAGCUUCACCAGAGCGUCCACCAACCUGGUUUCUGUGAGGGACAUAGCACUCUAUCCUCCCUAUCAGUGACUGCUGGACUCAGCCAGCCCUCUAUCCCUGCCCCACAGAGCCUCACAUUCUUGUCCUCAGCUCCCUUCUUUCACCUGACACUGGGGCCACCUUUGCCUUUGAUUCUGCAGCACUGUUUGAUAUUUUUAUUUUUUGUUCUGUCGAAGCCAUCUAUUGGUUUAAACACUAUAGGUACUUUUCCCCCAUUUGCACAAUUUUAAUAUUCUAUCAUUACAUAGGUGUUUUAAGGUUGGUUUGAGAGAUAUCGUUUUGUAUGUGCGUGUUCUCUGACUUAAUGCUUUGAGUCACCACUGUUUUUUAAAAUCAGAAUCAUAUUUAAAAGUUAAACACUAUUGUUCCUUAACUGACUUUCUCUUGAAUAUCUGUGUUCAUAGUAUUAAAUGAGUAUAGACAACUUUUUGUUUGCUCUUCUUUCUGGCAACCCUGGUCUUUAUCUCUAAGGAUGUGUCAUAAAUAAAUGUACCAUAUAGG